This is a messenger RNA of Closterium sp. Naga37s-1, 13416 nucleotides long. The record is from the annotation of a GenBank genome assembly. Lineage: Eukaryota; Viridiplantae; Streptophyta; Zygnematophyceae; Desmidiales; Closteriaceae.
AUGCCGAGCGGAAAACAACGGCAGGGCGAGGGGGACGACGAUGAGAACACGGGGAAGGAGCGGCAUCGGUCGCACAGGGAGAGGGACAGCGACGGCCAUGGCGGCCCAACCCGUCCCCUCGCAUCGUUAAUGUCGACUGCUCCUCACGCCGCGCUAGACGACCUCUUAUUGGCGCUUCUCCGCGCGUUAGCGCGAUUGCCGGUGGAUCUCGAGGCGCUUAAGAGCUGCGUGGUGGGCAAAUCGGUGAACCAGCUACGCAGCCAGCGGAACGCGGAGGUGCAGAGGCGCGCAAAGCGGUUGGUGGAGGUUUGGAAGAAGUGCGUGGACGAGACGCUCGCGGAGAACAUGGGGCGGAAGAGCGCAGGGGGAGGGGGAAGCGCAGGGGGGAGUGCAGGGGGAAGCGCAGGGGGAAGUGCAGGGGGAGGGGGAGCCGCUGCAAACGUAGGUACAGCAGCAAGUGGAGGGACAGCAGCUUCAGGAGCAGAAGCAGGGACAGGGGGGGCAGGAGUGAAAAAAGGGGCACCCGUUAUAGUCACACCUGUGGCCGCAUCACCCCUGCGACCUUCCGCUGUUUCCUCCCCUGCGUCUUCACCAACCCUGCACACGGUAGGCUCGGGACAACUUCGGGCUGCCAAACCUAGUGGCUCGGCAGGGGACGGGGGAGACCUCGGUGGGACGCCGGGGGCGGGGAGGGGGCGAGGGGGAGGCGGAGCGGGGGAAGGGGGGCGGCCGCCACCUUCCCCCUUGUCCGUUCCGGGGGGCAGUCCCAAGGGCAGGGGGGAGUCGCAGGUUUCGCCGGGUAGCCUGAGAAGUGGUAACCAGAAGGGUCACGCGGGUGGGUUACAGAAAGCGGGUGGGAGUGGAGGGAAAGGGGUUCUGAAAGAGGAGGGCGUUGUGGCCGGCCGUGAGCCGUCAAAAGCAGAAAGAUCAGCGGAAAGAGAUGGUGCUGCCGCGUCUGCUGUGGGUUCUGUUGCCGCUGAGUCGUCUGAUGGGCAAGGGAGGCUGCAGGAGCGAGCUGGUUCGAGCAAACCGCAGGGAGAGGCUGUGCCUCCGCAAGAGACGGAGAAUGAGGAGAAGGAGAAGCGGAGGGAAAGGAGGGAGGGGAAGGAAGGAAAGGAGGGGAAGGAUCAAGAGGAUGGAAAGGAGGAUAAGGAAGGGAAGGAGGAAAGGGAGGUGGAGGCCAGAAGAUUCUCACCAGGGGAGGCGGAGAGACCGCGGUUGGCUGAGGAGGGAACGGCAAACGAAGGCGAAGGGGUGGAGGGGGAAGACGGAGAGAACGAGCGUGGGGAGAAGGCGGAGAAAGGGGCUGAAUUCGCGGGGAGGAGAGAGGGGGGCGAAGGAGCUAGUGGUGUCAAGGAAACAGAGUCGGGCUUGGAGGAAACACUGAAUGGAACGAGAGUUGCAGGGCGAGAGUGCGUGGGUGGUGACUCUGCCGCAAGUGCCUUGCUUGCUGAGGGGGCGGCUGUGGGAGCAGCAGGAGGUGGGGGGGUUGCAGGAGGGAGUGGGGUUGGGGCUGCAGGUGGGGUGGCAGGAAGUGAAAAGGAGGAGAGGAGUAAGCAACAGGGGGAGGCGGGGAGGGAUGGGGAACGGGGUGAUGAUGAGAUGGGGGGAGAGAUUAAAAGUGCUGGCGCGGUUGUCGGUGGUGGUUCUGGUGGUGCUGGUGCUGCUGGUGGUGCUGGUGCUGCUGGUGGCGCUGAUUCUGGUGGUGGUCGUGAUGGUGGGGACGCAAGGCAAGAUUCUGGUGACGUGGGUAGUGGGAGAAGGAGUGGGGGAGGCCGACAGGAGGUAGCAGGGGAAAAGGCAAAAGAAGAAACGGGAGCAGAGACGCGGGCAGGGGCAGGGGCAGGGACAGAUAAGGGCGGUGGGGCAGGAGAGCAGGGGAUGGUGACACAGGAAGGGGGCUUGAAGGGGGAAGAAGGAGUAGGAGUAGGAGGAUUAGGGGGAUUAGGGGGAGGAGGAGAAUCAGGGAAAGACUUGAUAGGCUUUUUAGCAGAGACAGCCGUUGCAGGGCCAUUAGAGAAGGAGGGUGCUGUUACGGGCGAGACACUGAAGGAAGGUGCAGGGAGAGGGACGGGAGAUGGGCGGGAAGAGGUAAGUGGCAGGGAAAAAGGUUCUGAUGGUAAGGGGCUGAAGCAGCAGCAGGGAGAGCAGGAGGGGAAAACGGAGCAGCAGCAGCAGCAGCAGCAGCAGCAGGGGGAGCAGGAGGAGAGGGCAGAAGUUGGUGGUGGGGACGAGAGAAGGCUAAUUGUAAGAUUUUCUGUGAACAAACGUGGGAAAGAGGAGGAGGAAAAGGCGGAGGAGGAAAAAAAUGGUGUGACAGAUCUGGGGGGAGCAGCAAGUGGGGCUGCUUCUGAGAGUAAAUCCCUGGAGCGUCAGGGCAGGAGGAAUGCUGAGAACCAAGCUGCGAGUCCUCCUGUUAGUGGCGAGCAGACACUAACAGGAGAUCGGAUGAGCGAGGGGAAUGCUGCAGAGGUGUCAGGAGGGGCAGGGAAGGGUUGGGGUGGGAGGAGGGAGCAAGAGAGAUUGGGUGCUGAGUGCAAGGAGCGGGAAGCUUCUGGGAAUGGUCCUGUGGAGGGGCGUGGUGAGUUUGAGGGCGCGAAGGAAAGUGAGCAGAGGAAGGGAAGAGAGGGAGUGAGAGAAAGAGACGGGGGGAGAGAAAGGGAGGCGGGGAGAGAAACGGAGGGUGUGAGAGAGAGGGAGGGUGUGAGAGAGAGGGAGAGCGAUCCUGGCCCUGGGAGUGGAGGAGGGCAGAGGGCUGACGUGGCGAUGGCAACUGGUGGAGGGCGGCAGUUCUCGGACUAUCUGCCGCCCAGAAGAAGAGGGGCUCCCCUACUGCCUUCCCUACAGUUCCUCUUACAAACGUUCUCUUCUCUCUCGCCUCGGCUUUUUCUUCCCGUCCCUCCAGGCAUAGUCACAGGCAGGCGAUCGGCUGUGAUUAUAAAGGGCACCGUCAUCCCCUCGCCACUCUCCCACCGGCCAGUCAAGAAAGUCAAGGCAGUCAAGAUGGCUGCCGUUGCCUCAGUCAUGGAAGCUUCCCGCCCCAGCACCCUCCCUUCCUCCCCCCCUCACUCCACCCACGAGCCCACACUCCACCCCCUCACGUCCUCUCUCUCCUCUCUCUCCUCCCCUCCUCGCGCCCCUCCUCCCUCCUCUCCUUUGCUCCCUCGGAUCCCCAAGGGGAGGCGGUCCCCUGUUCCUUGGCUGCCCAUGGGGGGUUCUAGGGGUGCCUCUCCUGCCGUUUCCGAGGGGGACGGGGGUCCUGCUGCUGUUCUUGCUACUGAGUCUGGUGGUAUGGAUGAGUGUGGGGUAAGCAGAGCUGUUACACCCAGUGAACCCCAAGGGGUGAGAGAAAAUGCCUCUGAUUCUCGAGGGCUGGCGGGCGGCGGCAACUGCAACAGUGCAGAUGCGGACAAGGAUCCGCCGCCCACCGAGACUGCUACAGUGCUGGCGUCGCUGAUGAGCGUGGCGGGUGCUGAGCGGGCUGAUCCGGGGGAGGUGCCAUCUGGGGGAGGCGCUGAGGGGAGUGGUGGCGGGGGCAGAAAAUUAGGGUUUGGGGGCCUGACUGGGCGUUUGAGUGAGAAGGUGAGUGGGCGGGCGAGCAGGGAUGGGGAGUCAAGGGUCGGGCAAGAGAGAGGAAUGAUGGAGGAGUCGGGAGAGACGGGAGGGAUGGUAGGGAUAGGAAGUGGCAGCACGGGUGGAGGCAUGGGAAAGAGCAUAGGAGGGGGCACGGGAGGGGACGUGGAGGAUGGGCCAAGUGCAGAUCAGCUAGCGAUUGAAUGCCUUCUGAAAGCUGCAGAAGCGAAGGACGAAGGGGAGGGGGGGUUCACUGAUGGUAACCUGGGCAGCAGAGGGAGACUGGAGGACGGGACAGUGGCAGAUGUGAAGGGGGAGGUAGGUUUGGCUUCAGGAGGGGCAGCAGCAGCUGGGGAAGCAGCAGCAGCAGCAGCAGCAGCAGGGGUUGCAGACGCAGCUGUGAAACCAGAAGCAGGAGCAGGGGCAGGGGCAGGGGCAGGGGCAGCAGAUUCAGAGGAUGAAGAGGAGUUGAGUGUGGCAGCAGUUUUGGCGUCUGGUAAGUGGCAGGGCAAGGGCCGGCAAAACGGGCAACUGAUUUCCAGAUCCAGUCGCUCUGAUACCAUUCCCACGGCCUCUGCUCUCGCCUCUGCUGCUGCUGCAGCAGCUGCAGCCAGUGCUGCACUGCACGCUGCUUCCCUGUCCUCGGCGCUCCCCUCGCACCCUUCCCCCCUGUCGUCCCCUCCUCUCUCCCACCGCUCCUCCCUGUCUGCUCCUUCUCUCCCUGCCGCCUUGCAAAGUCCCUGGCGGGCGGCUCUUGCUGCUGAGAUUGAGAGGGAGAAGAGCGAGGGGGCAUGGGUGGCCGGAUCAGAUAUUGCGGUAGGCUCUGGGGCAGGCGCGGGGGCAGGGAGUGCGGAAGGGAGAGAGGCAGAGGGAGCGGGGGGAGCUGGAGAGGCGGAAGGGGAGAAGCAGGUGAGGAUGCCUGUUGCUAAGCGGCUGAAGGUGUGUGGUGAUGGGGAUACUGACAGUGUGGGGAGUGGGGGAGUGGGGGGUAAGAGGGGGAAAGGGAGUGGGAAGAAGAGGGAAGAAGGGGAGAGGGCAGUGGACGGGGGUAGGAAGGAAGCAGGGGAGAGGAAGGAAGAGGGAGGAGAGAAGAAGGAAGGGGGGGAGAAGGUGAAAGUGACAAGGAAGAGGACCGGAGCAGGGGUGUCGAAGGCUGGAGGGGAAGGGGCACGGAAGGCUGGAGGAGUGGGGAAACCACGUGGGUUGGUUAAAGCCAAGGAUGGGUCAGCAGCAGCAGGAGCAGGAGCAGGAGGAGCAGGAGGAGAAGGAGGGGGAGGAGUUACUGGAGUGUCAACAGGAGCAGCUGGAGCAGCAGGAGCAGCAGGAGUAGCAGCACCAGCAGUGGGAGGAGGAGCAGCAGCAGCAGUAGCAGCAGCAGGAGCUGGGGCAGGGGCUGCGGUUGAGGUAGCGAAAGAGGAGAAGCAGGACGGUGCAGGGGAGGCGGGUGGGAAGGUGGGAACACCAAAGAAGCAGGGCAAGCAGGAGAAGGAGGAAAAGCAGGAGGAUAUUCCGCUGCGGCGGCUGCAGAAGCAACAGGCAACUGAAAGGAAGGAGGCGAAGGCUCGUCAGCAGCAGCAGCUGAUGCACCAGCAACAGCAACUGUUAAAGCAACAGCAACUGUUAAAGCAACAGCAGUUGAAGCAGCAGCAGCAGCAGCAGCAGCAGCAGGUGCAGGAGGGAGUGGGUUUGACCAAAGGGGAGGAGGCGGGUGAGGAGGAUGGGGUGCUUGGGUUGCAGCAGCUGCAGCAGGCUCUGAUGCACGGCCAAGCCGGGUCUUCAAAACAGCCGCAGCAGCAGCCGCAGCAGUCCCCGUUAGUGUCACAGUCACAGCUGCACAAGGGCCUGCCACUACAAGCACAGAAAGGGUCGUUACAGUCACAAAAAGGCGUACAAUCACAUGGGCAGAAAGCAUCACAGGUACAGGUACAACAGGGGCUCCACUCGUUACAAUCACAUUCGCAGCAGGGGCUGCACUCGUUACAGUCACAAGCACAAGGAGGGUUGCAGUCACAGGCACAAGCACAGAAGGCAGCGCAGUUGCCAGAGAAGCAGGGGCAGGCUCAUGGGGCGAAGGCCGGUGCGGCUACAGGGGGGGCUGGUGGGACAAAGAGGAAGGCAAGCAGAGCAAAGAAAUCUCCUGACAAAGCUCUGCAGCAGCAGCAGCAGCAGCAGCAGCAGCAGCAGCAGCAGCAGCAACAGCAGCAACAGCAGCAACCGCAGCAGCAGCAGCCGCAGCAGCAGAAGCAGCCGGAGGAGAAGCCGGCUGAGAAGCGGCCUCGCAUUCUGUUUGACUUUGACCUAAACGUCGCUGAGGACACUGCUGAAGACGCUACAGCUGCCGCUACAGAUGGUGCUACAACCGGUCCAGCAGCCACCUCUCCUCCUGCUGCUGCCCCUGCACCUGCCCCUGUCUCUUCCCACGCCCCUGCGCCUGCCCCUGCCCCUGCCCCUGCGCCUAGAGGGUUUGACCUGAACUUUGCAGAGGAGGCGGAGGAGGAAGAGGCGGAGUUUCUUCCUCCUCAUCCACCUCCUGCUGCGGGCGCUGCUGCUGCUGCUGCUUCAGUCUCUAAUAGGCAGUCUGCUGACGGUGCGCCUGCUGCUCCCUCGGCUCCCGUUGCUGCCCCUGCCGCCCCCACUUCCCCACCAGCAUCACAGAAUCGGUUUUUGGACUUUGAUUUGAAUGAUGGGCCAGGGUUUGGAGAUGAGCCAUUGCAGCCGUCUCCCUCCCCUCCUCCUCAAGCAAAUAGAGCAGCUGUAGCAGCAGGAGCGGCUGUAGCAGGUGGGCCAGGUGGGGCGGCUGGAGCAGGUGGAACUGUGCCAGCCGUCUCGUUUCACCCCAUGCACUCCGCCUCUCCUUUCUUGCAUGUGCAAGCUCAGGCGCAGCAACAGCAGCAACACCAGCUGCAACAGCAGCGGCAGCAGCAGCUGCAACAACAACAGCAGCAGCAACAGCAGUGGCAACACCAGCAGCUACAGCAGCGGCAGCAACAGCAGCAGCAGCAACAGCAGCAGCAGCAACAACAGCAGCGGCAAGGGCAGCAGCAACAACAGCAACAGCACCAGCAGCGGCAACAGGAACAGCAACACCAGGCACAUCAGCAGCAGCAGCAGCAGCAGCAGCAGCAGCAGCAGCAGCAGCAACAGCAGCAGCAGCAACAACAACAUGUGCAGCAAUUACCCUCUCAGCUACAUGGGACUAGCAGCAUAGGUAGCAUAGGGAUGAGUGGGCUUAACAGCAUCGGUAGCAUGGGUAGUAGUGGUGCUAUCAACAGCAUGGGCAGCAUGGGUAGCAUGGGCAUGAGCGGACCAAACACCCUGAAUAAUAGCAUGUCCGCUUCUAGCAGCUUAGGUAACAGCAGCAGCAGCAUGGGUGCUCUGAACAGCCUUAGCGCCCUCUUCGCCUCCUCCUCCCUCCCUACAGUCACACAGCCUCCAGCGUCCCUCCUGGCCAAGCUAGCCCACGCAGGCGUGCCGCUAUCAGGUGUGCUACAAACGGGGCUCUCCCAGUCCGUCCUCGCCCAAACCAGCGUUCCUGUAACGAGCACCCCGUCAGCAGUAGGAGGGGGAGCAGGAGGAGGAGCAGGAGGAGGAGCAGGAGGAGGAGCAGGAGGAGGGGCAGGAGGAGGUGGAAGGAGCAGCCGAGGCGGAAAUAUUCCUCCUCUUACUGGUUCUCCUGCUCCCCCGCUCCCCUUUCGCCCGUCCUCUCGAGGGGCAGGCUUUAACCCCGCUGCAGCUGCAAGCUCAGGAGCGAAUGCUGCAAGCAGCGGUGGUCAGAACUUAACGAAUUCCCUACUACAGGCUCUACUCCAGAAGCAGCUCCUGCCCGCCAGCCAGCGCCCGGUGUCUCUUUUCGACUUCAAAAUCACUUCGCCACAUUUCCUGCACUCCCCACACUCCCCACACUCCCUGCACUCAACCCGUCUCCGCCAGUCCCUACAGGCCCUACUUCAGAAGCAGCUCCUGCCAAUGCCAGACUUGGAUUUAAAUGCUGGUCCGGAGGCAGGGGGGGAGGAGGAGGUGGAGGGGGAAGAACGUGGGGAGAUGGGGGAAAAGGAAGAGGUCAGGGGAAAGGGAGAGGUGGGGGGGAAGGGAGAGGCGGAAGGGAAGGGGGAGUUGGGGGGAAAAGGGGAAACAGGAGGAAGAGAGGAGGUGGGGGGAGGCGAGAAGGAGGUGGGGGGUGGGCGACAGCAGCAGGUGGGGAAGCUGGGAGGGCCUUUGGCAGACGAGGGGAGUGGGAAAGUAGCACCAGCAGGAAGAGAAGAGGUAGGGGAAGGCGAGAAGGAGGUAGGGAGAGAGCGACAGCAGCAGGUGGAGAAGCUGGGAGGGCCUUUGGCAGACGAGGGGAGUGGGAAAGAGGCACCAGCAGGAAGAGAGGAUGCGGUCACUAAAGCAGAGCUUGUGGGGAGUGCUGCUGUUGGCAGGAUAGGCAGUUAUGGGAGAAACGCACCGGUGCAGCUGGAGCAGGAGGAGCAGGAGGAGCUUCACAAGCAGUUGGCAGGAGCUAAAGCUGUGGCUGGUUUGGAAGCCACUGUAGCAGUGGUGCAUGCAGUGACACCUCAGGUCGCGUUUCAGGUUCCCUCUCAGGUCGCCCCUCAGGUUCCCUCUCAGGUUGCCCCUCAGGUCUCCCCUCAGGCUUCCCCCCAGGUUGUCCCUCAUGCUGGUUCUCAGGUCGCCUCUCAGGUUGCGUCUCAGGUGGAUCCACAGUUAUCUCAGGAGCAGGUGGGGACUACGGGCGAGGGGAGGCGCAAGAGAAAGGCACCUGAGGGUGGGAUGGAGGAGGGAGUGGUUGCGAAGAGGAGGGAAGAGGAAAGAGGGGAACAGAAGAAGAAAGAGGAGGAAGGGGAGGGGGAGAAGGAGAAGGAGAAGGAGGAGGAUAAGGAGAAGGAGAGGGAGAAGGAGAUGGAAAUUGAGUUGUUGAAAAGGCCACUGCCAGUAGCCCAGGCGUCUCAGGCUGUAGCACAGCAGGCUGUUGCAGGACAGGCUGUAGCAGAGGAGGCUGUAGCACUGCAGGCUGUUGCAGGGGAGGCUGUAGCACCACUGGUUGUAGCAGAGGAGGCUGUAGCACCACUGGUUGUAGCAGAGGAGGCUGUAGCACCACUGGUUGUAGCAGAGGAGGCUGUAGCACCGCAGACUGUAGUACAACAGGCAGCACCACAGGCUGUAGCACCACAGGCUGUAGCACCACAUACUGUAGCUCAACAUGCUGUAGCACCACAGGCUGUAGCACAGGCGGUUGUGGCACAAGGGGCUGCACCACGGGCUGUAGCACCACAGGCUGUAGCACCACAGGCUGUAGCACCGCAGGCUGUUGCACCACAUACUGUAGCACCACAGGCUGGAACACCACAGGCCGCCGUAGCACAGGAGAUUGUAGCACAGGAGAUUGUAGCACAGGAGAUUGUAGCACAGGAGAUCGUAGCACAGGAGAUUGUAGCAGAAAAGACUGGAGAGGGGGCUGUUGCAGAGAAGAUUGCAGAGGGGGCUGUAGCAGACAAGGCAGUUGAGGGGCCCAAGGCUGCAGAGGGGGCUGUAGCAGAGAAAGCUGUUGAGGCGGUUGGAGCAGAGGAGGCUGCAGAGGAAGUGAAAUUGUCAGGACGGAAAAGAGUAUGGCUAGACCUGGAGGAACCGGCUAGGGGGUUAGAGGAGCCAGCUAAGGGGUUGGAGGAACCGGCUAAGGGGUUGGAGGAACCGGCUAAGGGGUUAGAGGAACCGGCUAAGGGGUUGGAGGAACCGGCUAAGGGGUUAGAGGAACCGGCUAAGGGGUUGGAGGAACCGGCUAAGGGGUUAGAGGAACCGGCUAAGGGGUUAGAGGAACCGGCUAAGGGGUUAGAGGAACCGGCUAAGGGGUUGGAGGAACCGGCUAAGGGGUUAGAGGAACCGGCUAAGGGGUUGGAGGAACCGGCUAAGGGGUUAGAGGAACCGGCUAAUGGGUUAGUGGAGCCGACUAAGGGGUUAGAGGCGGGUGAGGGGUUGGUGGAGGAACCGGCUAGGGGGUUGGAGGAAGCGGCUAGGGGGUUGGAGGAACCGGCUAAGGGGUUGGAGGGACCGACUAAGGGGUUGGAGGAACCGGCUAAGGGGUUGGCGGAGGAAUGCGGAAGGGAUGACGGAGGGAAGGGGAAUGGAGGGAAGGAGAAAGUGGAUAAGGAGGAGAGAGAAGGGAAGGAAGAGCGGAGAGAGCAGGAGAUAGUAGGGAAGGAAGAGAAGGAGGCAUCAGGUAAGGAGGCAGUAGCGAAGGAAGAGAGGGGAGGGAAGGAGGAGAAAGGAGGGACGGAAGUGAGGGUAGAGAAGGAGGAGACAGUAGGGAACGUGAUAGUAGGGAAGGAAAAGAAGGGAGGGAAGGAGGAGAGGGAAGGGAAGGAGGAGAGUGGAGGGAAGGAAGUGAGGGGAGAGGAGACUGGGAACGAUAUAAUAGUAGAGAAGGAGGAGAGGGAAGGGCAGGAGGAGAGUGGAGAGAAGGAGAGGGGUGAAAAGGAUGAGAGAUUAGGUAAGGAGGAAAGGGGAGGGAAGGAGACAGAAGGGAAGAAGGGAGAUAUGGAGGUAACAGUAGGGAAGGAAGAGAGGGGAGGGAAUGAGGAGAGGGGAGUGCGGAGAGUAGGUGUGAGUGUGGAGGGAGAAGGGAUGGGAGAAGGGAAGGGAGAAGGGAAGGAAGAAGGGAAGGAAGAAGGGAAGGGAGAAGGGAAGGGAGAAGGGAAGGGAGAAGGGAAGGGAGAAGGUGGAAUGACUGAGAUGGUGGGUGAGGUCAAGGAGAGGGGAGAGGGGAGUGAAGAGGAGAAGAUUAGGGAGGAGGGCGAGAGUGGGAAGAGGAAAGAGGGGGAAGAAGGUGGGGAGAAGGAAGAGGGAGAGAGGGGGAAGAGGAGAGAGGCGGAAGAGAGCGGAUCGAGGAAAGAGGAGGGAGAGGGUACUGGGGAGGCUUGUCAGGUUGAGAGGGUGGUAUUGGGGGCAGAGAAAGAGGAGGUGGGUGGCGCAAGGGUAGGAGGGGAGAAGGAGCAGGAGGGUGGGGAGAUGGCACGCUGUGAUGCAGGGAAAGAGUUUGUUACGGGUUUGGUGCAGAGGACUGGUGUGCAGAGGAGUGGUGUGCAGAGGAGUGGUGUGCAGAGGAGUGGUGUGCAGAGGAGUGGUGUGGAUUUUUCAGUGGUGCCUAGCACAGAGGUUCUAAAAGAAGAAGACAGUGGGGGAAAGGCAGGCGAGGUGGAAGCAGGGAAGGUGGGAACAGGUGAGGAGAAGACAGGACAGGAGAAAUCUGGGGAGGCGAGAGCAGGGGAGGAGGAGAUGGGGGAGGAGGAGAUGGGGGAGGAGAAGUUAGGGGAGAAGGAAACAGAGAAGAAGGAAGGGAAGAACACAGGGGAGGAGAAGGAAAGGGUAUUACCUGAGGGAAUAGUUGGACUUGGCUCUAAACAGGCAGGUUCAUCUGAGGAGCAGGAAGAAGCAGAGGGUGCGGCGCAGGUGGACUCUGAACAGGCAGGUGCAUCUGAAAAGGAGUAUACCGGUAGCAAGAUGGCUGCAGCAGUGAGAGUGGGUGAAGCUGUGAAGGAGGCUGGAGGUGCGAAGGAAGAAGCAGGGAAGGAGGGUGUGGCACAGCUUGAUUCUGAACAGGCAGGUGCAUCUGAGAAGGGGUCUGCUGGUAGCAAGAUGGCUGCAGCAACAAAGGUGGAUGGAGGUGAGAAGGAAGAAGCAGAGGGUGCGGCGCAGGUGGACUCUGAACAGGCAGGUUCAUCUGAGAAGGCGUCUGCCGGUAGCAAGAUGGCUGCAUCUGAUGUGGUGAUUGAAGCUGUGAAGGAGGCUGGAGGUGUGAAGGGAGAGGCAGAGAAGGAGGGUGCAGCACCGCUGGACUCUGAACGGGUGGAUUCAACUGAGAGGGAGUCUGCUGGUAGCAAGAUGGUUGCAGCAGUGAGAGUGGGUGAAGCUGCGAAGGAGGCUGGAGGUGCGAAGGAAGAAGCAGGGAAGGAGGGUGCGGCGCAGGUGGACUCUGAACAGGCAGGUUUAUCUGAGAAGGGGUAUGCUGGUAGCAAGAUGACUGCAGCAGUGAGAGUGGGUGAAGCUGUGAAGAUGGUUGGAGGUGAGAGGAGAGAAGCAGAGAAGGAAGGUGCGAAACAGCCUGACCCAGAACAGGCGGGCUUAUUUGUGGAGGAGUCUGCAGGUGGGAAGGUGGUUGCAGCAGUGGGAGGUGGAGAUGAGAAAAUGGUUGGAACAGAGAAGGUGGUUGGAGGUGUGAAGGGAGAAGCAGAAGGGAAGGAAGGUGCGGAACAAGAGGACCCAGAACAGGCGGGCUCGUUUAAGAAGCAGCCUGCAGGUGGGAAGGUGGUUGCAGCAGCGAGAGAAGGUGGUGGUAUAGAGGCAGCAGCAGGAGGUGCGGAGAUGAUUGGAGGGGAGAAGGGAGAAGAAGGGAAGGAAGGUGGGAAACAACUGAACCCAGAACAGGCGGGCUCGUUUAAGAAGCAGCCUGCAGGUGGGAAGGUGGUUGCAGCAGUGAGAGAAGGUGGAGGUGCGAUAAUGGUUAGACCGGAGAAGGUGGUUGGAGGUGCGAAGGGAGGAGCAGGGACGGAGGGUGUGAACCAAGAGGACCCAGAGCAGGCGGGUUCAUCUGAAAUUGAGCCUGCAACUGGCGAGGUGACAGCAUCUGAAGAGGUGACUGCUGCAGUGAGAGAAGGUGGAGGUGAGAUGAUGGUUGGACCGGAGAAGGUGGUUGGAGGUGCGAAGGGAAAGGCAGUAGGGAAGGAAGGUGCGGCACAGCUGGACCCAGAACAGGUGCAAUCAUUUGAGAAUGAGCCCGCAGGUGGGAAGGUGGAUGCAGCAGUGAGAGGUGCGAAGGGGGAAGCGGGGAAGGAGGGUGCGGCACAGCUGGACCCAGAACAGGUGCAAUCAUUUGAGAAUGAGCCCGCAGGUGGGAAGUCGAUUGCAGCAGUGAGAGGAGGAGGAACAGAAACAGCAGCUGGAGGUGCGAAGGUGGUUGGAGGUGAGGAGCGAGAAGCAUUGAAGGAAGGUGCGAAACUACUGGACUCAGAACAGGAGGGUUCAUCCGAGAAGGAGCAUGUAGGUGGGAAGGUGGAUGCAGCAGUGCUAGAAGGUGGAACAGAAGCAGCAGCAAGAGGUGCGACAAUGGUUGGAGGUGAAAAGGAAGAAGCUGGGAAGGAAGGGCCGUCACAAAUGGGCGCAGAACAGGCGGGUUCAUCUGGGAAAAGGCCUGCAGGUGGGGAGGCGAUUGUUAUGGCCAGGGGAGGAGGAGCUGAGGAGGUUGCUGGAACUGACGAGGGUAAGGCACCAGAUCUCGCAGCUGCAGGGGGGAAGGAGAUUCGACCUGAAGAAUUACCUGAGUCUGUGAAGGCACCUCAGGAAAAGGCACCUGAGGAAAAUGCACCUGAGGAGAAGGCACCUGAGGAGAAAGCACCUGAGGUGAAAGCACCUGAGGAGAAAGCACCUGAGGUGAAAUCACCUGAGCAGAAAGCACCUGAGGUGAAAGCACCUGAGGGGAAGACACCUGAGGAAAAGACACCUGAGGAGAAGGCACCUGAGGGGAAGGCACCUGAGGAGAAGACACCUGAGGAGAAGGCACCUGAGGAAGAGACACCUGAGGAGAAGGCACCUGAGGCAAAGACACCUGUGGAGAAGGAACCUGAGGGGAAGGCACCUGAGGAAAAGGCACCUGAGGGGAAGGCACCUGAGGGGAAGGCACCUGAGGGGAAGGCACCUGAGGGGAAGGCACCUGAGGGGAAUGUUGUUACCAGCAGUCAAGCUAUCCACAGUAGUACUAGUAGUAGAGCGCUCUGCUGUGGAGAGCUGCCAUAUCGUAGCAUCCACAUAUACAGGUACACCACGGGGCAGGUUUCAGCUGCUUAUAGCCAUUAA